Messenger RNA from Melampsora larici-populina 98AG31, 1182 nucleotides. RefSeq lists its product as uncharacterized. NCBI's taxonomy places the organism in Eukaryota, Fungi, Basidiomycota, Pucciniomycetes, Pucciniales, Melampsoraceae. The record is from RefSeq and is a predicted model, not a curated record. The transcript has 3 exons. The coding region runs from base 1 to 1182 and encodes 393 amino acids.
AUGGCCCAUAUUCAUUGCCUUCCUUUAGAAGUUGUUUAUUUUAUUUUAUUUUACUUCGUUAAAGACUUUGAAGAGACCUGGAAGAAUUCUAGGAAUAGUGCCGAACAGGCUCCUGUGCCAGACCAUCUAUUAUUGGAACUGUUAAACUUACGAUUGCUUGGAAAGUCUUGGGCGUUACGGGUCUUGCCAUACGCUUAUCAAAACUUACACUUUAGCUCGGCAUUGAAAAUGAACUCUUUCGUUGAGACUUGGAAUAACUCGGCGACAAUCUCGACCAUGGCUCGAUUGAGCCGCCUUAGCUUCGAUCAGAUUACUUGCCCAGAUUUGGAUUGUGAAUUCGGGUCGGAUCGAGUCAACAUAGGUUUGCUUGCAUCUUACCGGAUUGAUUUCGAAAAGGAUAACUUCAAUUAUAAAUCGAUUACACUAGAGGACAUUGAAGAAAUUAUCAAAUUUUGUGGUCAAACCUUAGCAGGCUUAAAGUUUUCGUUCAAAGCGGGUGCGGGAUUUACGCCCAAUAUCAUUGAGUUGAUAAAAGAGGUUAAAGGUCUAAGAGUGUUGAUCAUCGAGGCAAAUCCCUACGGGGUAAGGCAGAAUCACUUGAAAUCGAUCCGGGCUUUACUCAAUGUUACGGCUGGGCUUGAAUUGUUAUUGCUUGACAUUGGAUCUAUCGGAACUCUGGACUUAAGUGAAGAAGCGUUACCUCGCUUGAAGCACUUGUCAGCCGCAUGCGAUACAAACGACCUGGGAGCGAUUACGGAGCUUUGCGAAACUCGUGGUCGGAACAUCAGUUGCUUAGAGUACCUUACCCAUCCCGACUGCGACCGAGCUGCAAAAGUUAUUUUGGCUCUGCAAAAUUCACUUGAGGUCUUAUUCAUAGAGUCAAUUCCGAAUCUUGUUCCGGCGGAGAUAAGCGAUUGGCAUUUCCCAAAAUUAAAAAUUAUACGGAGUAUCAACUCGACAAUAGAAAGUCCCAGUUUAGCUUGGCUACAAUUAGGAUUUGCCUUAACAAACGACAAUAGCGUGGAAGCCAACCAAGCUUUGAUUGACAGAAAACGUUUAAGUCGAACAAUUGCGAAGGCCGAUUGGGAUCACGGUAUCUGGGAUUUGACUGGUGUGCGUGGUAUACGAGAAACCGAUCAUGCUUUAUGUGCGCGUUGGUACCGUGACCUUAACCAAGAAUGA